Molecule: messenger RNA, 708 nt
Organism: Vicia villosa (hairy vetch)
Lineage: Eukaryota; Viridiplantae; Streptophyta; Magnoliopsida; Fabales; Fabaceae
Product: receptor-like protein kinase HERK 1
Exons: 3
Coding region: 1-708 (235 amino acids)
Biological process (GO): protein autophosphorylation
Cellular component (GO): plasmodesma; plasma membrane
Molecular function (GO): transmembrane receptor protein tyrosine kinase activity
Source: RefSeq, a predicted model, not a curated record
AUGAAGAGAUAUCACAAAACACCCAGCCACUACCCCUCACAUUUCUCCACCAACUCGCCAAGAAACUAUCACUCCUUCUGCCUCUACCAUACUCUUCAUGGCGCCACCAUUGGCGUGAUCUCUGCUUUCCUUGUUGUUGGACUACUCACGCUUGCUGUGCUGUUAAUUAAUUUGUUCAUCGUUUACAAGAAAAAGGAUGUUGGCAAAGAAACAUAUCGAUUGAGUAGUUGCACCAGCGACCAGCCUAGUAUCAAGAGCAGAUUACAAGUAUUUUCUGAACUUCAAAUCAGCACCAACAAUUUUGAUGAAAAUCGGGUUAUUGAACGUGGAGGGUUUGAUAAAGUCUACCGAGGAGAGUUGACUGAUGGUAGAAAAAUGGGGGAGUCAAGCUUGCGUAUAUUUAAAAAGGCACCCUCAAGAGUCAUCUUUAUGGAUCUUCUCGUCCAUCUUUAUCUUGGAAACAAAGGCUCAAUCCUUGACAUAGAGGUUUUCAUUGAACAACGUUUGGAUAUAGGAGUUGUCAAUCCUCAUUUCUUAAGGAAGGUUGUGGAAACCGCAAAAAAAUGCGUUGUUGACCGCGGUGUUGAUAGACCCUCGGUGAAGGAUAUUUUGUGGGAUUUAAAGGAGGCUCUUCGACUCCAAGAAGUUGCAUUUCCAUAUUUGCCGACUAGAGAUAGUUCCGACAAGAUUGCGGAGCUUGCUCAUUAG